Penicillium cosmopolitanum is the source of this 1959-nucleotide messenger RNA. RefSeq lists its product as uncharacterized. Bases 1 to 1959 code for a protein of 652 amino acids. Lineage: Eukaryota; Fungi; Ascomycota; Eurotiomycetes; Eurotiales; Aspergillaceae. The transcript has a single exon. The record is from RefSeq and is a predicted model, not a curated record.
AUGACGGACCAUAUGAAGAGAGCUACAGACGGGCUGUCAUACGGGGCCCUUUGCACCGGUCUACCCUCACCGGAAAUGAGGCCUGACCAGCCCAAAUCCCUUCUGCUAGUCUUUCUAGCUGACUUUGAAGAGCCUCAUAAGGAGAGGCUCAUAAAUCAUGUCCGUCCAACGACUAGUGAAUUUAAAAUCCUGACAUGGCACCCAAAUCAUGCAGUCCUACGAUCUAUUGCGCCUCAACGAAGGUACAAGGACAGCCAAGCCAACUUAUACGGGCUUGCCAUUGUGGCCUACCGAAAUGGACAUUCAGGUUUUAUCUUCGCAGAUGAGUUGACAAAGCGCCAAGUGGAAGGGCAUUUCCCUCUGCGUGGAGAAGAUGGGCGCAUCUCCGUGGGAAUGAUUUCCGUGAGGCAGAGGGAACAGCAUGACCAGCUUCGCAUUAUUGCCAAGCGUUCAGCGUUGGGAAACGAUGAAAAUAUUGCCUUAUUAGCAGCCGUGGAGAAUUUCGACAUCUCACAAGAUUUUGACAACUCAAAGAACGAAGAUUCCGUUACAACGGUGUACUCAGAGCUUGGACUCGAGCUGCACGACCCAGACCAUCCUGUGUUUACUCCAAGCACAAUGAACUCCUUUGCCUACGAGGAGAUUUUGGCUGCUUCUAUAACGGCCCUAUCUUUGAAUACGCCAUUGCCUCCUGAGCUGGUCUUAGACAUCACAUCUCGGGUAGAAAGGAAUGCGGAAGAAGUGAUCAAAUUUCCACCUGGGUUGAACUUCCAAAUUGAGAAGCCAAAUAUUAAUAUACUUCUCGGCUUUCAGACAACUCAAACUGAACGUGAUAACAUACUGUCUAUUUUGAAAGAUGCUGUGCGUUUCGAGGUUGAGAAACAAAGACAAGAGCAAAAGAAAGAGCUCGAGAUCAAGGUAGAGGCAAAGCAAAAGAAGACAAGCAUGAGUGAGGAUAAUGAGCGGGAGGACGAGGACGAGCAUGACGCUUCGAGCUCCAGGAACAUCCACGAUGCGGGAUACCUUCAGCUCAGUGUCCAUAUUAUUCCUUGGGAACAGACGCGCACCCCAUCCCGUCGCGAUAUCUUGAAUGUUUUUGAAGCGGUCGCCACAUAUGCGGGCACUGGGCCUUUCCAGCUACCAUAUUUUCUCAUGAAGCCGACUGAGAAUUGCAGCAAGGCUCCGACUGAGUUUAUCUCAAUUGGUGACACUGAAAUGGGACCCUGUGCCCGUCAGAUUAUGUUGAGUGAAAUGAUACAAUAUAAAAGAGUGCGACCAACCGCGUUGGAAUUUGCGAGAUACUACGGAGAUGGACAAAUGGAAUUGAUGCCGUCGUCACGCAUUAUAUCAUCCGGGUUCGACGAGCCCUUUUAUCCCAUCUCACACCCUUGGAAUGCUAUUGGGCGCAUGAAUGCGAUCCCGUUGUUCUUCCUCACAAACAAGCUUAGUGAUGAGCAAGUCACGGCACUUUACGAGGAGAUCCAAACCAUGGGCAUGAUCGACGACGAUGACUGGGGUAAAAAGGUCAUUUGUCCUGUCCUUUGGAAGGAAGAUGAGCCAGAUGCAGAAGAUGGGACACCGGCCGAUAUGUGGAGGCUCUACACCGAAGUCCACGAUGGCUGCGAAGAUCCUCUAUUUUUCGCUGACCUGCAGUCUGGAAACGAUCUCCAAGUUAUCGUGACCAAUCAGGAUUAUGUCUGCGAUCCAGAUCCAGAAGAUGAAGAGGCCUGCGAGCUACUAAAAGGCGUGGAACAGCCGAAUUAUCGCGGACUUACCUACGGCCGGUUACCUGGCCGCGAGGCACACAUCGUAUGGGUGAAUCUCAACAUCGCCAAUAUGGGCAUUGAUGAGUAUUUUGACGAUGAGAAUACAUGCGAAAAUUACUUCAGGCCUGAUUGGCCGUGCCAUGACAGGAUGGAUGAGUAUAAUGAAUGGAUUCCUAAGGAGGAAGUGGUGUGA